AAAAGCACAAAAUUCUGUAUGGAUUAAAUGAAGAAAAAUGCAUACUACAUGACUGUUUAGUGAAAGCUAUCAUGCAGUACCUGAGAAUUUCAGAAUAUAACAUUUACAAAGCAAAUUUUUAAUUUGAAUUGUAAAUAUGCAAAUAUAGAAAGCCAUUUGAGAUAUCUCCAACUUGCAAAUCCGUUGCAAUCAGGCAGAGUACUGAAAAUCCUUCAUCGGACAGCUCCGGACAGAUGAGAUGAAUGGAAAGGUAGACGGAGAAGAUGAGGAGGAAGACUAUUUAGAUGAAGAAGAAGAUGAUGAUGAGGAAGAAGAGGAGGAUGAAGAAGAGGAGGAAGAGCACCCAGAGAAAGAAGAAGAGGGGGAAAAGUGUGAUGAGAAGGAAGAUGUUCUAGAUGAGAAGAGAAAAGAGACAGAGGAACAGGAGCAAAGCAUUACAGAGCCAGACAUACAGAAAAAGCAGAUUAUGAAAGACGCAUCUGUCCCCGAUGGACCAAAGAAAGGUUAG
Messenger RNA from Sinocyclocheilus grahami, 508 nucleotides. RefSeq names its product histone H3.v1-like. The transcript has 3 exons. Bases 239 to 508 code for a protein of 89 amino acids. Lineage: Eukaryota; Metazoa; Chordata; Actinopteri; Cypriniformes; Cyprinidae. The record is from RefSeq and is a predicted model, not a curated record.